Molecule: messenger RNA, 1374 nt
Organism: Closterium sp. Naga37s-1
Lineage: Eukaryota; Viridiplantae; Streptophyta; Zygnematophyceae; Desmidiales; Closteriaceae
Source: the annotation of a GenBank genome assembly
AUGGCGCGUUUACUUUUUGUCGCAUCGUUCGCCGUGCUACUGGUGGUUGCGUCCGCUGGACAAACCGUCAUGACCGGACCCAAGAACCCGACGGUCAACCUGGACCAAGCCAAGGGCGACAAUGGCGUGGCGAUGGUGGUCCCUUCUAGCAUCGAGAAGGCGGCGGCUGCGGGCAACCUGGAUGACUUCAAGGGCACGACGGUGGACCUGGACGCGCCCGGGCAAGGCGCGUGCACGCCCGCCAACUGCAGCAAGGGCGGCAUCCCCGCCAAGUGGAAGACGUCGAACCUGCUCAAGAACAAGCUGGGCGUGGAGGUGUACGUGAAGGGCAACCCGCUGACGUUGAAGAAGGCCUCCCCGCAGACGUGCUGCAACACGUGCGCGGGGUACAGCAGCUGCACGUACUGGCAGUACAUCCCCGACAUCACGAUCGACGGCAAGAAAUCGGACGGCGCGUGCUACCUGGUGCACGACAACAUCGACUACUCGUGCGGCGAGCUCACGGCGCAGUACGCGACGGACUCGAAGCCCCUCGCUCUCCAGGUGCGCACGGGCGGCGAGUGCAACCCUGCUGCGAACGUGGUGAACGACCCGCAUCUGGUGGGCGCGUACGGCACGCACUUCGACUUCAACGGGCGGCCCGACAAGGCGUUCUGCCUUCUGACGGACCGUGACCUGCACGUGAACAUGCUUCUGCGCGGGUACUACUCGGACGACACGGAGAAUGCGGCGCUGGUGGUGGACGGCAAGGCCGUGCACACGUGGAUCAAGGAGUUAGGUAUCGUGUGGUUCGCCAACGGCGCCGACCACAAGGUGCGGCUGGCGGCGCGCGGCGGCAAGCAGCAGGAGCGCGGCAACGGCUUCAUGAAGGCGAUCGAGAUCGACGGCGAGGAGAUCCCGAGGAUGAGCGUGGGCGACGAGGUGACGAUGGAGGGCGGGCUGACUCUGAGGUUCGCGGCUCUGGAGAAGGAGGGCCCAUAUGACGUGGACUACUACACGCUCAACAUCGACGGGCUCGUGGCGCUCGACCUGCGUCUGCGCGUCGCCAACCCCAAGCUGCAGACGCCCAACGACGCCGAGGCGCACAUUAACAUGGGCAUCGUGGAGCUGGAGCACACGGACGACGUGCACGACGUGCUCGGCCAGACGUACCGCCCCGACCACGCGGCGCGCGCCGCCGACUUCCAGCGUCUGAUCGCAAACCUGCACCGUCCGAUCUCGGCUGACAGCGAGGAGGGCGCUGGGUUCCUGGACGGUACUCCGCGGCUGUACGAGUCGAGCUCCGUGCUGUCCGUGGACUGCGCGCAAACCGAGUACCACCGCGCCAAGCAGCUCAGUCCCGUCGAGGAGUUCCCAAGGGAGCCCCUCAACUAA